Messenger RNA from Hibiscus syriacus, 765 nucleotides. RefSeq names its product pachytene checkpoint protein 2 homolog. Gene Ontology annotation, molecular function: ATP binding; ATP hydrolysis activity. The transcript has 9 exons. Gene Ontology annotation, cellular component: chromosome; nucleus. The record is from RefSeq and is a predicted model, not a curated record. NCBI's taxonomy places the organism in Eukaryota, Viridiplantae, Streptophyta, Magnoliopsida, Malvales, Malvaceae. The coding region runs from base 1 to 765 and encodes 254 amino acids. Gene Ontology annotation, biological process: reciprocal meiotic recombination; meiotic recombination checkpoint signaling.
AUGGCUCGUGAUACUGGGAAGACUGGUCAAAGAAUGGCAUCUGAAUUUUCAGUCAAUGAUGGCAUUAUUCUUUUACAUGGGCCUCCAGGGACAGGAAAGACAUCUUUAUGCAAAGCACUAGCACAAAUAUUAUCCAUUAGAUUCAGCUCCAGAUAUCCACAGUGCCAAUUAAUCGAAGUUAAUGCACAUUCAUUGUUUAGUAAAUGGUUCUCUGAGAGUGGCAAGUUGGUUGCAAAGCUUUUCCAAAAAAUUCAAGAAAUGGUGGAGGAAGAACACAAUCUGGUAUUUGUUCUAAUUGAUGAAGUUGAAAGUCUUGCUGCUGCUAGAAAUGCUACUUUGUCUGGUUCUGAACCUUCAGAUUCCAUUCGGGUUGUAAAUGCGCUAUUAACUCAGAUGGAUAAUUUGAAAUUAGCUCCCAAUGUUAUAAUUAUGACUACGUCCAAUAUAAUUGCUGCUAUUGAUAUUGCAUUUGUUAACAGAGCCGAUAUCAAAGCAUAUGUGGGUCCUUCAACUCUUCAAGCUCAUUACAAAAUUUUAAGAUCCUGUUUGCAGGAGCUUAUGCGGACAGGAAUUAUAUCAAAUAUCCAAUGUUCGUACGAGGAAGUAGAUCAGAAGGCAAAGGCAUUGCGGGCUGCUGCAAGUUUUGCUCCUAGUGAAGAUGCAUCUGCUAUUGAUCUGGUGGCUUUUACAGACAUGGACUAUGAGGAAGCAUGGAUGACAGAAGGUUUAUUUUACGCAACUAUGUCUGCUUAUGAGGCAGUUUAG